Octodon degus (degu) is the source of this 3504-nucleotide messenger RNA. RefSeq names its product sorting nexin 25 (gene Snx25). The transcript has 19 exons. Bases 86 to 2995 code for a protein of 969 amino acids. Gene Ontology annotation, molecular function: phosphatidylinositol binding. NCBI's taxonomy places the organism in Eukaryota, Metazoa, Chordata, Mammalia, Rodentia, Octodontidae. Gene Ontology annotation, cellular component: early endosome membrane; intracellular membrane-bounded organelle. The record is from RefSeq and is a predicted model, not a curated record.
CGCGGCGCCGAGGCCACCGUCCAGGGCAGCUUCGGGGGUCGGCGCGGCAGGAGAUGAGCCUGUCCUUGGCGGCCCAGGCAGCAGCAUGCACCCCGAUGCCACCGACAGCCGCGGCGCCGGCCUCAGCCCUGCCCCGGGCUCCGCGGGCGGCUGGAACUGGCAGACGCCGGUGGCUGUGGCCGCGCUCGCCGCGGUGGUCCUCUCCUUCCUGGGGCCUGGCUCCUGGGCUGCGGCGGGGGGCGCGGGGCCAGGCACCGUUGCGCUGCGGUUCGGCUUGUACCUGAGCUGUGCCGCGGCCGCCCUCCUGCUGGGGACCCUGGUCGCCCUCGUCUGCCGGAGCCCGCGCGCCUCGCCGCCCGACUUCGCCGCCGCCUGGAGCCGGCUGGCCGCGACCGCCCGCCGCCCGCUCGGGAGUCCUGUGUAUGGAAACUCACAUGAGACAGUUCAGUCUAGAAGGGUAGUAAUUUCGCAUAAUAUGGAUAAAGCUCUGAAAGAAGUGUUUGACUACAGUUACAGAGAUUACAUUCUCUCCUGGUAUGGAAAUCUCAGCAGAGAUGAUGGACAGCUUUACCAUCUGCUCUUGGAAGACUUUUGGGAAAUUGUCAAGCAGCUGCACCACAGAAUGAGUCAUGUGGAUGUGGUUAAAGUUGUCUGCAAUGAGGUUGUAAGGGCUUUGCUCACUCAUUUCUGUGACCUGAAAGCUGCUAACCCCAGGCAUGAAGAACAGCCAAGGCCUUUUGUGUUGCAUGCGUGCUUGAGGAGCUCAGAGGAAGAACUAAGAUUCCUACAAAUGUGUUCUCAAGUUCUGGUGUUUUGUCUCCUCCCUUCAAAGAAUGUCCAGUCCCUCAGCUUACGUAUUAUGCUUGCAGAAAUUCUUACAACAAAAGUGUUGAAGAUAGUGGUAGAUUUCCUGAGUAAUCCAGACUACAUUAACCAAAUGCUGCUUUCCCAGUUGGAGUAUAGAGAACAGAUGAAUGAGCAACACAAGAGAGCCUAUACCUAUGCUCCUUCUUAUGAAGAAUUCAUCAAGCUUAUCAAUGGCAGUUCUGAUGUAGAGUUCUUGAAGCAACUGAGGUAUCAGAUUGUAGUGGAGAUAAUCCAAGCAACUACAAUUAGCAGCUUUCCCCAGCUGAAGAGGCACAAGGGUAAGGAAUCUGCUGCAAUGAAAGCUGACCUCCUGAGGGCCAGGAAUAUGAAAAGGUACAUUAACCAGCUGACUGUGGCAAAGAAGCAGUGUGAGAAGAGAAUCAGAAUCCUGGGAGGUCCUGCCUAUGACCAGCAGGAGGAUGGGGCCUUGGAUGAGGGAGAAGGGCCUCAAAGCCAGAAGAUUCUGCAAUUUGAAGAUAUCUUGGCCAAUACUUUGUAUCGAGAGCAUUUUCAAAUAUACAUGGAAAGAAUGGACAAGAGAGCACUGAUUAGUUUUUGGGAAUCUGUAGAACAUUUAAAGAAUGCUAACAAGAAUGAAGUUCCACAAUUAGUUGGUGAAAUUUAUCAAAAGUUCUUUGUGGAAAGUAAAGAAAUAUGUGUGGAAAAAUCACUUUACAAAGAAAUCCAGCAAUGUCUUGUAGGAAAUAAAGAUAUUAAGGUGUUCUGCAAAAUCCAGGAAGGUGUAUUUGAGACCCUAAAAGACAGAUACUACCCUUCCUUUAUUGUCAGUGACCUGUAUGAGAAAUUGAUGAUAAAAGAGGAAGAUAAAGAAGACUCACAGUUGAUUUCCAAAAAUGAUGGAAUGGACCCAGGAGGUGAGGCUGAUGAAGUUGUGGUUGAAGGUACCAGUGAGAUUAAUGAACAAGCCAGUUUUACUGUGAACAAAUUGCGAGAACUAAAUGAGAAACUUGAAUAUAAAAGGCAAGCUCUAAGUUCUAUUCAGAAUGCACCAAAACCUGACAAGAAGAUUAUAUCCAAGUUGAAGGAUGAAAUACUUUUAAUAGAGAAGGAACGCACGGACCUUCAGCUGCACAUGGCAAGAACAGACUGGUGGUGUGAGAACCUAGGCAUGUGGAAAGCCUCCAUCACCAGUGGAGAGGUUACAGAAGAGAAUGGUGAGCAAAUGCCUUGUUACUUUGUAAUGGUUAGCCUACAAGAAGUUGGAGGAAUUGAAACUAAGAACUGGACUGUCCCAAGAAGGCUCAGUGAGUUUCAGAAUUUACACCGAAAACUUAGUGAGUGUGUCCCUUCUUUAAAAAAAGUCCAGCUGCCUUCUCUUAGCAAGCUGCCUUUCAAGUCUAUAGAUCACAAGUUUAUGGAAAAGUCAAAGAAUCAAUUAAAUAAGUUUUUACAGAAUCUACUUUCAGAUGAAAGACUCUGUCAGAGUGAAGCACUUUAUGCCUUUUUGAGCCCUUCUCCUGACUACCUCAAGGUUAUUGAUGUGCAGGGGAAAAAAAACACUUUUUCAUUAUCUUCAUUUUUUGAAAAACUUCCUCGUGACUUUUUCUCUCAUCAGGAGGAAGAGCCAGAAGAGGACAGUGACCUGUCAGAUUAUGGCGAUGAUGUGGAUGGGAGGAAAGAUGCCUUGGCUGAACCAUGUUUCAUGUUGAUUGGGGAGAUUUUUGAACUUCGAGGAAUGUUUAAGUGGGUGAGAAGAACAUUAAUUGCUCUUGUUCAGGUCACUUUUGGAAGAACCAUCAACAAACAAAUCCGGGACACAGUGAGUUGGAUUUUCAGUGAGCAAAUGUUAGUUUACUACAUUAAUAUUUUCCGGGAUGCUUUUUGGCCAAAUGGGCAAUUGGCACCACCAACCAGAAUCAGAAGCAAAGCUCAGAGUCAAGAAACAAAGCAGAAAGCACAGCAAAAACUACUUGAAAACAUUCCAGAUACACUUCAGAGCCUUCUUGGACAGCAAAAUGCCCGCCAUGGGAUAAUAAAAAUAUUCAAGGCACUGCAAGAAACAAGAGCCAAUAAGCAUCUGUUAUAUGUGCUAAUGGAACUGCUGCUAGUGGAGCUGUGUCCUGAGCUGCGAACUCAUUUAGAGCAACUGAAGGCUGGUCAAGUUUGAGCUGCACAAAUAAACCAUCAGAGAAAUGUCUGUGUCAAAAUAGACAUGAAACAUUUUCCUCUUUUCCACAGAGGGCUUGACUGAGAACCAUACUGAUUUUUAUUUUAGUUAACAUCUGUCCAGUUUUAUGUGAAAUAAGCAGAAUUGAGGGGAAGGGCAACUUGAUGCUAUUGUAGGCAACAGGGAAAAGCACUUCUGUUUAUUGAUUUUUUAUUUAAAUAAUAUAAAUACUUUAAAGUUCAACAUACUGAUUGAAAUGUAAAUGUUAAUAUGUGAUAAGAACCUAGGAAAUAUUUUAAAUAUUUAUGAAAAAUUUUGUUUUAAAAUGAAGAACUAUGAAUCUUGUACAGUAAUUUCCUUGGAGUACUCUGAACAUUCCUAUUUCAUGUGUAUUGAAGAACACUGUUGUGCAAUGCUUUGUGUAAAGUUAUUGUGAAAAAUUUAUUCUCAUUUUUACCAAAGAUUUCCCAUAGUUUGAAGCAUUUGAAGCAAUAAAAUAUAAAAAUGAA